AUGGCUGAAGCAGCAUUCGCCACAACCUUCCUCUCAACACUGGACUCUCGCCCAAUUAAGCUCUCAGCUGACCACGUCGAAGAUGCCAAAUCUUUCCCGGCGCGGCCCCCUUACAUCCUCCCCCGAAUGCCCACUUCUAUGAGCAAGCCAAAGACGCUUCUCCCAGGCCAAGAGCGCAGUCUUACCGUAACACUUAAGUCGCUGCGAAAUCCUCCUCUAGACAUUAAGCUCACCUCGCAACCUCUCAAUACUUCUAUUCUCGACAUCAAAACGACGGUAUCAGAACAGACUGGAAUACCCAUCGACAAGAUGAAGAUUCUGCAUAACAAGCGGCCGCUUACAGAUAGCAAGAUUCUCAAGGAUGUGGCGAGCGAAUCUGAUCUGCGUUUAGAAUUUUCAGUAAUGGUCAUUGGCGGUGCGGCAGCAAUUCAGCCAGAGCGCAAGGAGGAAGCGGUAGCAUGGGCAAGUGGUCUGGAUGCACUGACCACAGACGCCUUCUGGGCGGAUUUGAAUGGGUUUUUGGAACAGCGCCUGAUAGACAAAGUAGUGGCUGGCGAACUAGGACAGUUGUUCAAGACGAGCUGGGAUUCUAGUCGUUCAGGGCCUUAA
This is a messenger RNA of Pochonia chlamydosporia 170, 609 nucleotides long. Its product is annotated as ubiquitin supergroup. Gene Ontology annotation, molecular function: protein binding. Gene Ontology annotation, biological process: post-translational protein targeting to endoplasmic reticulum membrane. The record is from RefSeq and is a predicted model, not a curated record. Bases 1 to 609 code for a protein of 202 amino acids. NCBI's taxonomy places the organism in Eukaryota, Fungi, Ascomycota, Sordariomycetes, Hypocreales, Clavicipitaceae. The transcript is spliced from 2 exons.